This is a messenger RNA of Notothenia coriiceps (black rockcod), 1557 nucleotides long. RefSeq names its product eukaryotic translation initiation factor 5B-like. The transcript is spliced from 6 exons. NCBI's taxonomy places the organism in Eukaryota, Metazoa, Chordata, Actinopteri, Perciformes, Nototheniidae. The record is from RefSeq and is a predicted model, not a curated record. Bases 124 to 1464 code for a protein of 446 amino acids.
AACAUUUCCUCAACAGUUCUUCACAAGUUGUUUUCCGAGAUAUCAUGUGACAGGCCGUACCAACCUCUUACUGAAAAGACAGACAUCAGGGGAACAGGGACUCCCUUCAGAAAGUCCCUACAGAUGGAGGGGGGAGCAGGAAACGUCCCCAGCACCUCUGGAUCCCAGCGAGGGGAGGAUGAUGCAACCAAAAAACGCAAGAAAAGAAAUAAGGAACAAAGGCCAGGAUACCACAACAAGAAGGUCAAAGACAAAGAGAGGAGGAAAAAGAAGAAUCAGAAAACACAAAAGAGCACCUCCAGUGUAAAGAAAGAUGCAGAUUCUGAAAAUGAAGACACAGAUAAAGGUGAGAUGGAGGUUGUAGGAACAAGCAGCCAAACUGAGGAGACUCGGCCCGUAGAAACGCAACAUGUGGAUCCACAAGCGGAAGACAAAGUUCAGACUGUGGAAGAACAAAGCCACGGGGAUGCUAAGAUGGUGCAAGCUCACACUCAAACUCCCAUUGUUUGUCAGAACGACCAGGAAACACAGACCGACUUCUCUGAGGCAAAACAAGACGAUGAGAAGACUCAACCUGAGACGGAGACGAAGAAGCCAAAAGAUACAACUAAAUACACACAAACUCCUGUUGUUUGUCACAGCGACCAGGAAACACAGACCGACUUCCCUGAGGCAAAACAAGACGAUGAGAAGACUCAACCUGAGACGGAGACGAAGAAGCCAAAAGAUACAACUAAAUACACACAAACUCCUGUUGUUUGUCACAGCGACCAGGAAACACAGACCGACUUCUCUGAGACAAAACAAGACGAUGAGAAGACUCAACCUGAGACGGAGGAGAAGAAACAAGACACGCCAGAAGUCAAAAUGCAAAACACUGUUCAGACUCAGUUAAAGCAAAAUGCAAACAAAGGCAAUGACAAAGCAGCAUCAGAGUCAACCGAGAAGCAAAACCCUGAGAAGGAGUCAAAGUCUAAAGAGGAGAAUCCCUCUGCCAAACCCAAGUCAUGGGCCAAAGUAGUGUCUGGAGAGGGUGGGAGUCAGAAACAGUCCAAUGUGGAAGCCUCCAAAGCAGCGGAUAAAAACACAAAAACACCCCAAAGCACACGGGAUCGAAGCCCAGUGAGAUAUCCACCCACUGCUCCCAUGUUCACCGUUCACAUCUACGCAGUGCUGGAAGAAAAGUUUAGAUUCAACCAAGAACAAGACACGCUUAUGAUGUGUUAUGAUGAAGGGCAAACACCCUUUAAGAUUACGCACUUUGUUGGACUACAACAGGGAGGAUAUCUGGUGGAAGCAAGUUUUUCCGUUGAAGAGCGGGAAUUGACAAGAGGCGAGUUCUGGGCGUAUUGGUAUGGUGUGAAGCAACGAUCCAAAGACAUAAAGACAGGAAUCACUAAAAGACACGUUCAUAUCCCAUUCAACACAAACAUUAAAGUUUUUGGGAGUCUGGCCUUCAGAUGAUCGGUUUACACAGAUCAAAAAGUGUUGCGGUAUCAGAAGCCUGGCAGGCCUCAGCGGGGACUCUGCUGAAUAGCAUCUUCCAGAAAUGGAACC